This is a messenger RNA of Pundamilia nyererei, 4178 nucleotides long. Its product is annotated as interferon-induced very large GTPase 1-like. Bases 3 to 4178 code for a protein of 1391 amino acids. The record is from RefSeq and is a predicted model, not a curated record. The transcript is spliced from 6 exons. Gene Ontology annotation, molecular function: GTP binding. NCBI's taxonomy places the organism in Eukaryota, Metazoa, Chordata, Actinopteri, Cichliformes, Cichlidae.
AGAUGGAAGAUAACAAUGAUAACACAGCAGCUGGAGAGGGAGGAGAAAGUGAAACCAAUUCUGUGACAAAGAACAAAGAGCUGCCUAAGCUCACACUUUUGUUAAUUGGUGACUCAAACUCCAUUGAGAUUGGACCAAAAAACGUCUUACUUGACCAUGAAAAGAGAAGAAACGUGGAAGAGUUUUCAUCCAAACUGUGUGAUUUGUGUGGUCGACACAUCUCUGUCAUUAACAUGCUUGGUUUAGAAAACAUUGAAGAAUUCCCGGUAAACCAGGGAAAUCAUGCCUUUCUAUUACUGUUACCAUAUGGUCUGCAUAACAGCCAUUACAGCUCGAGAGUUCCGCAGCUAGAAAGAGCUUUUGGGAAAAGAUCGCUUCUUAAUGUAAUGACAGUUGUGACUCAUAAGCCAGGUGAAAAAUGUGAAAGUGCACUGGCAGACCUGAAAGCUCACAGCGGUUUUAAUGAAAAAAGAUUCCACACAUGUACAAGAUGCAUGACAGAUGCCAACGACAUAAUAGAUCUGUUAGAAAAAAUAGAUGUCAUGGUCUCUGAGAACAAAUGCUGCAGUGAACGUGAAGAGCAGAGAGAACACCUGGACUGCAAAUGUGACAAGGAAAUAGGGAUCAGACAUGAAGAGAGGGAGAAUCUGACUGAAAAUCUAAAGUGUGAGUCUUUGAAUGGACCUGGAGUUGCUGGACACUCCCAGCAGAAUGAUGGCAGCGCAGGGGGAGAAGGUGGACACAAGACUGUAUCAGCUGAAACUGAGGAGAAAGUGUCAAAAUCUCAGCUCAUGAACACUUUGAUCAAUGACCGUCACAGCACCUUCUUCCACAGGAACUGUCCAGGUAGCACCAAAUCUCGCCUGCUGAUGGAUGGUGUGGCAGAGAUUGCCUGCUAUGAUGAAAAGUGGACUGAGGUCUUGACUCUGAAGAAGAAACACGACAAAUCUGAUCUGUUAACAACCAAACAAACAGAGCUUGAACAAAUCUCCAAAAAACUGCAGUCUGCAACCUUUGGCCUGGAGCACAUCUUCAGAGAAAUGGGACAGAUCUAUGAAGCCCACAGAGAAAUACCAGCAGAGAGCAGAGCAGUAAAACCAAAACAUACAAACACUGAGUGGGUUAAAUACCCUGAACUGGCUGCAGAUCUGAUGAUUUCAGGACACCCAGUGGAGCUGAUGGAUGGUGAUGCAGGUCAUGUGCCUCUAACAUGGAUCUCUAGUCUUUUAGAUGAAGUUAUCAAGAAACUAGGCGACCAGAGAGUUUUUGUGUUGUCAGUUUUGGGCCUACAAAGCAGUGGAAAAUCAACAAUGCUGAAUGCCAUGUUUGGAUUGCAGUUUGCAGUGAGUGCAGGCAGGUGCACCAAAGGUGCCUUCAUGCAGCUGGUCAAAGUGUCAGAGGAAAUCAAGAAAGACUUCCAGUUUGACUAUUUUCUAGUGGUGGACACUGAAGGACUUCGUGCUCUUGAGCUGGCAGGAAAUACUACUCGUCAUCACGACAAUGAACUAGCAACAUUUGUUGUUGGCCUAGGAAACAUAACACUGAUCAACAUCUUUGGUGAGAAUCCAGCUGACAUGCAGGAUGUCCUGCAGAUUGUUGUUCAGGCUUUCAUGAGGAUGAAGAAAGUUAAACUUUCUCCCAGUUGUGUGUUUGUUCACCAGAAUGUGACAGAUAUCGCAGCUACUGAGAAAAACAUGGAUGGGAAAAGACGCCUGCAAGAAAAACUGGACCAGAUGGCUCAGCUAGCUGCUAAAGAGGAAUCAUGUGAUGCUGAGUGUUUUGGUGAUAUCAUUUCCUUUGAUGUGCAAACAGAUGUGAAAUACUUUGCUCAGUUAUGGGAGGGAAGUCCACCGAUGGCUCCUCCAAAUCCAGGCUACAGUGAGAGCAUCCAAGAGCUGAAGAACAUCAUCCUGUCUAAAGCUAAACAAUUUGCUGGCGUAAAACUGUCCCAUUUCAAAAGCAAAAUUCAAAACUUGUGGAACGCCCUGAUGAAUGAGCACUUUGUUUUCAGCUUCAAAAACACAUUGGAAAUUGCAGUUUACAGAAAACUUGAGGUUGAAUAUGGAAACUGGACCUGGGCCCUGAGGAGCAACAUGCUGACUAUUGAAAACCAGCUUCACACCAGAAUUGAAAAUGAAGAACUUGACAAAAUUAAGCAUAGUGAUAUUUUUAAAGAAAUGAGCAAAACAUCUGAAAAAAUCAAGAAAGAUAUGUCAAAGUACUUUGAGGAUGACAAAGACAACGAAAUACUGGUUCAGUGGAGAGGCCAAUUUGAAAAUAAAAUAAAGGAGUUCCAAGACGAACUGGUGAGAGGAGUGGAAAGAAAACUGGAUGAAGUUAUUCAGCAGAAGAAAGCUUGUAAAAAGCUGGAUGAUAAGAAGACAGACUUCGAGGACAAGCUGCUACAAAAGAGUGAAGAGCUCGCUCAUCAGUUAAAAGACAAAGCAAAAGAUGAAGAGAAACUUAAAAAACAGUUUGAUGGUGUUUGGAGUGACUUGGUGAGAGAAUUAACUACAAAUAUGCAACCCAUUAAGGACAUCAAUCUUGAAGAUGACCUGGCAAAUAUCCUUCAUAUCCUUGGUUUCGAAUGGGGUCUUAUAAUUGACUCUAAAAAGAGUAGCAAAUACAAAACAAUAUCCCAGGUCAGUGAUUACACUGAAUACGUAGUCCUUCGCAAGCACCAAAACACAAGAGGACAGGGGUUUGCCAGCCAAAUGUAUGCAUAUAUUGAAGAUAAAACUGAAAAACUAAAGUGUCACUUUAAAGGACUUCUUGAGCAUGGGGACCAGGGACUGAUCAUAUCACUAAUAACCAGUGUUGAAAACCAGUCUCUUCAUGAAAUUAUGAAGAAACCUGUAGCAACAAGAGGCUACAGUUCAGCUUACUUACAAGAAGUGGCCCAAAAUGUUCAGCGGACAGUGACAGAGUUUGAACAAAACAAGAAGUAUGCUUUCAAGAAGGAGUUCACAGUUGAUCUCCUACUGUAUGUAUUUGACAGGGCAGCCACUUGGCUUUCAGAGUCUCACAAAAUAUUCACAGUGAAAAAUGAUGCACACACUUACUUGGAGAGUAAAAAACCACAAUACUACAACAUUUUUAGAAGCUUCUGCAAAGGAAACUCAUCUGCUGUUGUGUUUGGAGAAAUGAUCUGUGAAAAACUGAAGGUUUCCAUUGUUGAGGCUGUUUGUAACAAGACUGCCAUUGAUCUCGCUGGAAAGAUGAAGUGCAGCUACCCAGCAUUCAGUGAGAACAGACUGAACUUAGAGAAACAUUUGUUGAAGUCCCUUGCAGAGAAAGAGGACUUUGAUGCUUUCAUCACCUACAUCAGAAAUCCAAAGAAGCAAGUACAAGCUUUUAUCAAAGCGAGAGUAAACACAUACAUGUCCGGAGAAUCAAAAGAUGCAGCAUUGGAUAUACUCAGGAAAAAUGUGGAGGACAUCAACAAACUUGUCAGUCAAGCUUUAUUUGAUGCAACAAAUCAAGUCACAACACAGAACGGAGACAUUUACAUGUGGGUUAAGGAGUUUUCCAGGUUCCUUAAAGAUAAACUGACCCUUGGUACCAUCUCUUGUCAAAACUUUGGGGACAUAAACAAUUUUGACUUUCUUAAAGAAGAGAUUGAGAAAGGUCUUAUAUCCAUCAAAGAGGAGAUGAAUCGGCUUUCCCUGGAUAAGAUAAAGGAAUUCAGACUGAGACCUGAUCAAAUCCUCAUUGAUCAGCUGUGUGACUGUUGCUGGGAAACCUGCCCGUUCUGUAGAGCUGUUUGUACCAACACUAUGGAAGAUCAUGUGAUUAAGGACAAAAUUGAUCACAGUUGCCCCUUUCAUCGAUCUAAAGCAGUCAAUGGUGUGCAUUACAGAAACACUAAGGAAAUUAGUAUUAAUUUCUGCACAACAGAAGUUGCAAGUGAUAGAAGCUUUUACCCAGAUGGAGUUUCAGAAGAGCUUUUUCUUUAUAAAGAGUACAGAAAAGCUGGGCCGAGGUUUGCUAACUGGAGCAUUACUCCUGAUGAGUAUACAUCGAAGUACUGGAUAUGGUUUGUUUGCAAAUUUAAGAAGAGGCUAGAAGAGCACUAUGGUUUAAGUUUCACAGGACGUGGUGAGAUUCCCCCUAAAUGGACAGAAUUCACUAAAGAAGAGGCUAUUCAAAGUCUGGAUGAAAUGUACCGUACACGCUGA